AUGACUGCAGCCAAGAGAUAUUCCAAUUGUGAGCGUUCUAUCUACAUAUGGUUUCUGCAGGUUCUAACAAUUCUAGGAUUGGUUUCUUUAGCCAUAUGGGCCACCCUAACCCCCAAAACUCCUAUUUUCACUAUCUCUAAUAUGGAUUUGAAGCCAUAUCAAAACGACACCAUUCUUGCAAGAAACUCUUCUUCCUUAGCCUUGAAUGUGACCAUCUCAAAUACCAACAGAAUGGUUGGUAUUUUCUUUGAUGAGCUUAAUAUAACAAUAGGCUGCAAGAACGAGAGCAUAAUUGGGUCGAGGUCGUGGUCGAGGUCGGUGUCGGGAUUUUACUUGGGGCACAAAAGCAGUGAUUUAGAAGAGGUUGAUUUGGGUGUUGAGAAUAAUGGAUUGUUAUUAUGUGGGAACGUGGAUUAUUAUUUGAGGGUUAGGUUGGAGACGGGUGUUAGAUAUAAGAUUAUGUGGUUCAAGACAAAGCAUCGUGGGUUGGUUUUUGAAGAUUAUGUUCAAAUUGGUCCUGGUGGGCAAAUGCAAGGAACAACACAAAUGAAGUUAAAGCUAAGUUUUUUGAAGUUGUAG
Molecule: messenger RNA, 579 nt
Organism: Benincasa hispida (wax gourd)
Lineage: Eukaryota; Viridiplantae; Streptophyta; Magnoliopsida; Cucurbitales; Cucurbitaceae
Product: protein NDR1-like
Biological process (GO): defense response to other organism
Cellular component (GO): plasma membrane; plasmodesma
Source: RefSeq, a predicted model, not a curated record